CCCAUCCUGUGAGAGGCCACUUCUGUUUAACUAUAGACCUCUACAACCUAUAAAGAUGGAUAACGGGUGUCAUUGUACAGCCAACAGCGACAGACUCUCGAAUCCUAUCCUCUACAACAUCCUGAGCCAAAUGGAUAACAGCGAACCAAAUCAAAACUGCUUCAGCUCAAUACCUCAUAGAUGCAACUGUGAGUUGCGACGGACAGUGUGCUUGAAAAGGCCCUCAAAGAUCUGCAAAGAAGCGUCAGCAGUUCUGGUUAAAACUGUCCACUUCAUGAAGAACUUGCCUGCUUUUAACCAGAUGCCACCAAACGACCAGUUUUCGCUGCUCAAAAGCUGCUGGGCGCCACUCUUCAUCCUUGGUCUGGCCCAGGAGCAUGUGGACUUUGAGGUGACGGACACACCGGCUGACAGCAUGCUGAAAAAGAUUCUCCUGAACCGUCAGGAAAGCUCUGGCGUGGAGAGGGAGCAGCCCACCAUGGCCGGCGUCAGCAAACUCAAAUCCUGCCUCAAAAAGUUUUGGAGUUUGGAUUUGAGUCCUAAGGAGUAUGCAUACCUCAAAGGCACCACAAUAUUUAACCCAGAUGUCCCAGAUUUAAAGGCAGCUCUGUUUGUCGAAGGAUUGCAACAGGAAGCUCAGCACGCCCUCAGCGAGGUGGUCCACCUCCUUCACCCAGGGCAUCAGGAGCGCUUUGCUCGAAUCCUCCUCACAGCCUCCAUGUUGCAGAGCAUUACACCCAGUCUCAUCACUGAACUCUUCUUCCGGCCCGUGAUCGGUCAGGCGGAUCUGCUGGAGCUGCUGGUUGACAUGCUCUUCUGUAGAUAGAAGAGGACAGGGGGACCUGAUGUAAACUGUCCUGGAGAAAGUUGAAUCCAAUGUUAUUAACGGUGGUGAUGCAAAACUUUAUCGCUGACCAACCCAAGAAACGUUCCUCAUGAAAUGAAAGAAAGCCUGACAGUGGACAGCUCAAAAAAGCACUUACAAUUGUCAACGAAAACUAUGUGAAUUGGUGAAACUAUAAAUUACUAAAUUUACAUUGACGCUGAGGUCACUUUAACUCUCGUUAAAUCUUUCAUCAGCUGAAGUGUGAAGAUUGGAUUUUCCACAUAAAGACAGACUGUACCCACUGUUUUUUUACUGAAUCUUACGUUGAAGAUCAUUUGCGUCAAUGUUGUAAAUAAGUCUGC
This is a messenger RNA of Plectropomus leopardus (leopard coralgrouper), 1188 nucleotides long. It is a transcript of the gene nr0b2a, whose product is annotated as nuclear receptor subfamily 0, group B, member 2a. NCBI's taxonomy places the organism in Eukaryota, Metazoa, Chordata, Actinopteri, Perciformes, Serranidae. Gene Ontology annotation, molecular function: transcription corepressor activity; transcription factor binding. Gene Ontology annotation, biological process: circadian rhythm; negative regulation of transcription by RNA polymerase II. The record is from RefSeq and is a predicted model, not a curated record. Gene Ontology annotation, cellular component: cytoplasm; nucleus.